AUGAUGUAUUCUGGUAAUGGUGUAAGGGACAAUGCCAGCUUAAUCAAGAGACACAAAAGUCUACAAAUUGCCUACACAUUUGAAAAAAAAUUACUAAUUAAUAAAGAUGAUAAUUAUGCAAAUGAUAUAAAUAAAAAUGGAGCCGUUUUGAAGAGGAAAAAUAGUAGAAGGUCAGACCAGGCUGUCCGCAGUAACGGGCAUGAAAAUAAUACAUUUAAUUGCUCCGCUGAUGAUGAAACUGAUAUGAAAAUAGCAAGAUACAUAGAUGGAAUAAUACUUACUUUGUCGAACGAGGAUAAAUAUUCCAAAAAUAAUAGGUUGAGGAGUAGCAGUGUUCUCAGCUCUAAGCCUAAGAAUACAACUUUAAACAAGCUUCUUUCCACCAGGUUGUGUGAGAUAGUUAAAAUUAAGGAAUCGUGCAAGUGUAAAGAGAAAGAAGGUCCUACAAGGAAGACUACUUUUAGGAUAUCAGAAUCGUGUGCAAAGCAGUACCAUGAGAUAAAACCGGUGCUAAAUUUAUCCGAAGCUAGGAACGAUUCUUCGCUUUUAAACUCCUGUUUAAAGAGUCUAAAGUGGAAGGGUUGCAGCUACAAUGCUGGAGAUAUAUACUGGUUCGGGUUCUCAAUUAGUUUCAAUCAAAUGUGUGACAUGAUUUCUAGAAAUAAAUGUGUAAGCUACUCCAGGAUGAUGAUCAAUAAGUACCCAGACAUGAACGAGAUAACCAAAAAGAGCUACUUCUAUCACCUUUUGAACACCUACAGUGUGUAUCUCGGAGAUGAUCAGUGGUUUCCUAAGAGCUUCAGUAUGCCUGAGGACUUGAAGAGGGUGUUACACACCCUGGAAAAAGAUGUUCCUCUUAUAUUUAAGCCUUCUAAUGGCUCCAUGGGCCAUGGUGUAAAGCUUGUGACCGUUCCUCAUGAUAUUACUGACGAAAUGCUCCUCAAUUACACUGCUCAGGAGUACAUUGCACGUCCCCUGCUGCUGAAUGGCAAAAAAUUUGAUAUCAGGGUCUACCUUCUGCUGAUUGGUGAAACAAGGGCCUUCAUCUACAAGAACUCGCUCGUCAGGGUCUGCACUGAGGAGUACAGUUACCCUUCAAAGGACAAUUCUAAAAACAACUUCAUCCACCUCACCAACUACAGCAUCAACAAAUCCAACGUUUCAAGCUACCACAGGGGCGACCUGGACGAUGAAAGGAACAACAAACAGUUACUCUUUCCCGUGUUGGAUAAUCUCGAGGACGUAGGCUACGAUAAGAAGGAGAUAUGGAAUCAAAUUGUCAACAUCUGUUCACUGGUGUGUGGUACCGUGGGCCCCGAAAUCCACCUCAACAGCCGAUUGUCCACUUCAAAGAGUAAAAAUCUCAGAAAAAUGCCCGGAUACUUCCAAAUACUAGGAUUGGACGUGAUAAUUGACUCGUAUGGAAAGGCCUGGCUUCUUGAGGUAAACAGUUGCCCUAGCCUCAAAACGAGCUACUUUGAUGGCAAGAACUUCAAGGAAGACUCUGUGGAUUUGAGGGUAAAGGUGCCUCUGGUGACUGGAGCCCUGAAUCUAGUACACCAAUACGAAUUCCUUAAAAAAUCAAAGGAUUCGCAGGCAAUGAACUUCAAAGACGGCCCAAACCUCAGUAAAGUUAGACAAACUCCCUCAAAUGUAGCUGAUACUGAAAAUGGUGGCAUAGAUAAAAAUCAUCCAACGAUCAAUUGCGAAAAUAUUAUUGAUGAUAUUGAUGAUGAUUGGGAGGAGGUUGGAAUUACCGGCUCAGGGAGACUUGAAAAUCUAAUGAGGCUGUUCAAAAUAGCUAAGAGGGAGAACUGGGAAACAAACACACUUUCAAAAAGAGAAUGGAUAUCCUUUUGCACGUCUGGAGGCAUAACAGAUCUGGCUAGCCUAAUAAUGAUCAUAAUGUCAAAAUACACAGGUACGAAAAGUAAACCUAAUAUUAGCUUAGAAAACAAAAUUGCUGCCAAUUGUGAAAGUGAUGUCUUGAAAAAUGAAAGUUACAUGUCUGGAAAAAAUUUGGUGUCCCAAAUGUUCUCAGAAUCCGUAGGAAGGCAUGGAAGAGAAGGAGAAAGAAGAAUUUGCUUCUCAUACUUUGUGUACAUUCUGGGCCAAAUUUCAAAAUUGGUGGAAAAAUGGAUUAAGAAAACACAGAGAGAAAUCGUAUACAAUAUGUGUGAAAAAUAUAAAAUAAUGAUUAAACUGGAUGAGCUGGAUUGGAAAACAUAUCAACCUCACAAAUCAUCAGAAAAAAUAAAAGUGGAAGUUACAGAGGAUUUAUUAAAUCUUUUAAAUCAUAAUUUUAAUUUGUGA
Theileria orientalis strain Shintoku is the source of this 2313-nucleotide messenger RNA. RefSeq lists its product as uncharacterized. The record is from RefSeq and is a predicted model, not a curated record. Gene Ontology annotation, biological process: protein polyglutamylation; microtubule cytoskeleton organization. Gene Ontology annotation, cellular component: cilium. Bases 1 to 2313 code for a protein of 770 amino acids. NCBI's taxonomy places the organism in Eukaryota, Apicomplexa, Aconoidasida, Piroplasmida, Theileriidae. Gene Ontology annotation, molecular function: tubulin binding; tubulin-glutamic acid ligase activity. The transcript has 2 exons.